Aspergillus nomiae NRRL 13137 is the source of this 786-nucleotide messenger RNA. Its product is annotated as WW domain binding protein 11. Gene Ontology annotation, biological process: RNA processing. NCBI's taxonomy places the organism in Eukaryota, Fungi, Ascomycota, Eurotiomycetes, Eurotiales, Aspergillaceae. The record is from RefSeq and is a predicted model, not a curated record. Bases 1 to 786 code for a protein of 261 amino acids. The transcript is spliced from 2 exons.
AUGCCCAAGGAACGCAGUUUCAACCCGGUACAAGCGCAGCGGAAAGCAGACAAACAGAAAAGCUUGAAAAAAGCCAAAUCUGAGGCGCAGGCUCGCCAGAAUGAGAAACUCGCCCGUCGCAACCCCGAGCGCAUCCAGCGACAGAUCAAUGACCUCAAAGCGGUAGAAGAGUCCGGCCAACAACUACGGCCGCGUGAUAAGGAGGUCUUGGAGGCGUUGGAGCGGGAUUUACGUGCUGUGCAGAAGGCCCGGGAAGCACUAGGUGACAAGGCACCGAAAUUCGAUAAUUAUCAGUCGAGGCGGGGUGGCUUUGGUGGCAGAGGUCGCGGUGACGGUGUAUUAGGGAAGAGGAGGAGGGAUGACCGCAGCCAAUUCGGACAGGAUAGUGAGAGUAGUGAGACGGAUGAGGAAGUUCGGCGAAUUCCUAUGCCGCGGGAUACGCCACCGCCAGUUCCUCGCCAGUAUCAAAAGAGGAGAGAGGGGGAUGCAGAUGCAGAUGCAGGUCCUCGGGGACCACAUGGUUUGCCAGCGAAACCACCUGUGGUUGAAUCCCGAACUGUUUAUGAAGCGAAGCCAGAGAUCAAGGAUCUGCGACAAGAGGCGGUUAAGAAAUUUGUUCCAGCUGCUGUUAGGGUUAAACAGGAGGCCAUUCGAGGGCAAGGAAAGCUACUGGAGCCGGAAGAAUGGAUCGACUGGAGAAAGCGGCGGCUAGUUGAAGAGGAGAAACGAUUCAACCAGGAACUCAGAUCCGUACAGAUCGAGGACGUUGAAGAUGAGGAUGCAUGA